Messenger RNA from Etheostoma cragini (Arkansas darter), 1857 nucleotides. RefSeq names its product PR domain zinc finger protein 12-like. Bases 160 to 1275 code for a protein of 371 amino acids. Lineage: Eukaryota; Metazoa; Chordata; Actinopteri; Perciformes; Percidae. Gene Ontology annotation, molecular function: histone methyltransferase binding. Gene Ontology annotation, cellular component: nucleus. The transcript has 5 exons. The record is from RefSeq and is a predicted model, not a curated record. Gene Ontology annotation, biological process: neurogenesis.
GGCUGGGCAGCUUUACGCACAGACCGUUUGGAGCAGAAGGACGCACUGAGGAGCAGCUCUGGGUGUCCACUUCUUCCUCUACUCUUUUCCGCGUCUUGUUUUUUUGCAGCUGGUAUCACUUCAGGGUUUUCAUCUUUUUUCUUUUUUCAUUUGCAAAACAUGGGCUCCGUGCUACCCGCCGACGCUUUGGCUCUCAAGUCUGGAUUUAAGUGUCCGAGCCGCUCGCUGUCAGACGUGAUCACCUCGGACAUCCUGCACAGCUUCCUGUACGGCAGGUGGAGGAACGUGCUGGGCGAACACCUGGCGGAGGAGCGCCAGAGCGGCACCAGCCCCAAGACCGCCUUCACCGCCGAGGUGCUGGCCCAGUCCUUCGCCGGAGAGGUGCAGAAGCUGUCCAGCCUGGUGCUGCCCAGCGAAGUGAUCAUCGCUCAGAGCUCGGUCCCUGGAGAAGGACUGGGCAUCUUCUCAAAGACCUGGAUCAAAGCAGGGACCGAGAUGGGCCCUUUCACAGGCAGAGUCCUGUCCCCUGAACACGUGGACCUGCUCAAGAACAACAACCUCAUGUGGGAGGUGUUCAAUGAAGACGGCACGGUGCGCUACUUCAUCGAUGCCAGCCAGGAGGACCAACGCAGCUGGAUGACUUACAUAAAGUGCGCCCGGAAUGAGCAGGAGCAGAACCUGGAGGUGGUGCAGAUCGGCAGCAGCAUCUUCUACAAGGCGGUGGAGACCAUCCCACCAGACCAGGAGCUUCUUGUCUGGUAUGGAAACACCCACAACACAUUCCUGGGAAUCCCUGGAGUUCCGGGAAUAGACGAAGAACACCUGAAGAAAAGCAGGAAUGAUGACCCCCACUCCUGUGACGGCCCUUCCUCUUGCUCCCCACCCGCCUCCACCACCACAGCCGGUCGGAUGCGCUGCGUCAUCUGCCACCGCGGCUUCAACUCCCGCAGCAACCUGCGCUCCCACAUGCGCAUCCACACUCUGGACAAGCCCUUCGUGUGCCGCUUCUGCAACCGCCGUUUCAGCCAGUCGUCCACGCUGCGAAACCACGUGCGCCUGCACACCGGCGAGCGGCCCUACAAGUGCCACGUGUGUCAGAGCGCCUACUCGCAGCUGGCGGGCCUGAGGGCGCACCAGAAGAGCGCGCGGCACAAACCGGUGGCGCACGCUGCCGACGUGUCAUCCAAAGUGUCCCCUCCUCCCCCACAGAUGACGGCCAUGCCCCAGCAGCACCAGAGGCCCCUGGUGCACCACAUCCCCACCAUGGUGCUAUGAUGACAGAAACACGGAGGGACAGUCAAGCAGAACAACGUUGCACUUUAGAUUAUGGCUGUAGUGGAGAAGUAAAGCAGAUGACACAGGCCCUCACUAUGGAAAUGCAUGAGUUGAUGUGACAGUAAAGCAUCUCACGAAGACCUGUUGAAUACGUUGCCUUAUUUUUAUUUCUUGUUUCCUUGUGAUCAAAAUUCCAGCAGACAAAAAUGAUUGUCUGUGUUUUGGAAAGCUGAAAUUGCCUUUGCUAAAAGAAAGAUUAAAGAUUAUACAAAUAAAUUGUUAUUAUCUGUGUAAUCUUUGAAUUAAGUGUCAGAAAUAUAUCACUACGAAUGCGAGACAUAACAUGUUUUCUACAGUUUUAUAGUGUUUAUUUUGCAUCGCAUCAGGUGAAAACAACAGUCCGAGAUAUGUACAGUAAGUAGAAACUAAGGGACGUGACCACCAGUGGACAUUGUUACAGCGGCAUCCUUCCACACUGUAAACUGAAAUUGUCACUUUAACCUUGCACAGACUGUAUGCCAUACUAAUGUGUAAUGUGUAAAAUUGUAUUGUAUGCAACUGUACAUGUGAAUGUAAAUACAU